AUUUAAAGUGGCAGGCGCCCGGAGGAGGAGGUGUCCUCGCUGGAGUGCUAAGCUAACAAGCUAGCAAGCUAGCAAGCUAACACGCGGCCUGGGAACCGUCUGGGAAUCUCCUUCGUCAGCCCUCUCCUGACCACUGAAGCCCGCUGAGUCGAGCUCCCGCGGUCUGGUGCAGACGCCGCUCGCCUUCCCUGGUCCUCGGCUCGGAUGGGAACUAGUUUUGAAGAGGUUACCAGCCAGCGGUCCGGUUAAAAAAAAAUGGAGGAUGAUGAGGUUGCGGAUAGCUGGGAAGAGGCAGCGGAUAGCGGGGAAAUAGAGAGAAGGUUUGAAGCUAAGCUGAAAAUAAACCAGGAAGCAAAGAAGUCCAGCUUGGGCUCAGGUGUUUCACUUGUGCGAACCGCGAUGGUAAUUCAAGAUGACUCUCAGCCGGCAGCACCCCCACCGCAAAUCCGGAUUUUAAAGCGUCCCACAAAUAACGGUAACGCUGCCGCGUCCUCAUCCCGUCCCUCUCAGCAGAUGAAGUCUUUGGCCCAGAGGGAGGCAGAAUAUGCAGAAGCCAGGAAAAGGAUUUUGGGUAGUGCUUCUUCAGAAGAAACGUCUCAGGACACUCCAUGCCACGACAGGCCAGCUCGUAUGAGUGCGCAGCAACCAUCACAACCAGUUCAUCCACACAAUCACGUGAUCCGCCAGCCCACUGGCCCAGAUGGCACCUCAGGCUUUCGACUCUGCAGAUAAACUGAAGCUACCUGCUGCAAGGAAACGUCUGUUUCCCUGAGAGGCUAUGAAGGGGAAGAGUUUAAAGGGAUUGCGUGUGGUAUGAAGAGCAGAGAGGUGGAACAACAUAAAAUUUGACAGAUGUUAGAAUUCUGAAGACGUAGCAUGGAUUGUGACGAACUUCUCCACCCUCUCUCUACUCUGCUUCCGGGCAUGGUCUUUGCCUUUCACCUUGUCUUUUCCCUCUGUGGAACAAUGCAAGGGGCUGGCAUAUAUCAGCCAAAGAUCUGAAACCUCUGUUCCACACUGAACAAGUUUUUUGCCUCACAUCCCUACACACUGUGAUACUUUGAUGUACCAUGAGGUGCCCUAUGAUUUUAGGGCCGGUCGGCCGGCAGAGUGCCAAGGCUUAAGGCGUCUGUCUCUUCAGGGAUAAUAAAGAGAGCUAGUGAAUCUAUGGGAAUUCCCUGGAGACAUGAAAACGAGCGAGCUGGCCGUGUCACAGGUGGAUUGUGGAUCAUGGCUGGGUGUCCAAUGGGAAGCUGGCUUGAGCUUUGUUGGGUUCAGUGAAAAAGUGCAGAGAGUUUACUGCGUGAUCAGCCCCUUGAGCACGACUUGACAGAAAUUCUUAACGAUUCUGCUUCUUGCGUAAAAGGGCUCUGCGCUCAAAAGUGUGUUUUCAAUACUGUAGCGGCCCAGACCAGCACUUUCCACAAUCCACAGGCCUGUCUUUGGCACUGGUAGCUAUUAAAGAAAUGCCUAAUGGACUCAUAGCCUGUGGCCAACGGUUAUAGAUGGGAAGGACAGAGUGUCACUAAAUCUAAGCUUAUUCAAGCAAUAAUAAUACUGAAAUUAUUCCCUGGAUUAUUACUUUUUGUUUGUUUUUACAUAUUGACGAAUUACCUGUGCUGUGUUUUUUUUUUUUAAUCAGUUUACAUGGUUUUAUUAGUUAGUUUUUUUCCCCUUUCUGAAUAAUCAUAUGUUUAAUUCAGGAGAUCAAUAGUGUGUACCAUAUAGAUAAUGUAGCUUGUAGGAAACUUCACUGGUGGUAUCAUGAUUAAAGUCGUCAAAUUGGAAAAAGUCAGGCCUAUCCCUGUAUUGAAAAUCUUAAGUGGUCCUGCAUCAAUGUCUCUGUUUGUGUUGCCUCACUGAUUCAAAUUGGCAAAGUCUUUUUUGGACUUUUUCUACAGACUCAAAGUUAACUCUUAAAACCAACUGCAAUUCAUCUGUUAAGCAAAGAAGAAUUAAGGCUGAUUUCUCUGAGGUGGCAGUUUUUUUGACAAAUUGUGUGCUUGGCUGGUAGUUGUUGAGAAAUAACACUUAAAUAAUCAACAAGGAGGAAGAUGACAAAUUCCAGUAAUCUUUCUUCGAUGAGGGUCAAAGAAAUGUGAUUUAAAUUAUGAAAAUUAUACAAACAUACAUCUUUUAAUCUGUCUCUUCCAGAAUGAAUCCAGAUUCAACUGCCUGGUUUUACUGAAUAUUUUUCUGUGACUUGUGCUUUUUGUACACACCAGGGUUUUACAACAUUGUCUGCAUGUCUGCAACAUUUCGAAAAGAAAAGUUGGCAAACCAUGAAUUUAAUAAUGCAAUCAAAUACCGAAAAGUCACCAGUUAUUAAGAUGUACACUGUAGAUGAACCUGCAGUUCAUUUUACAACCUUUUAAUACUUUGCCUUAAAUAACAGUUACCCUGGAUAUACUUUCAAUUGUUGGUGCUAAUUAAUUUUUCUUUUUGUGCAUACAUAAGUUCAUUAUUCUUUGAAAAAAUCCAAUGUAUUUGAGGCACAGUUUAAAGCUGCACCAAACUAUAGUUAUAGACGGAUACAAAACCACUCUCACUGGCUGUGCAGUAAAGCUUCUCUAAGUGAAAGACUCCAUGCAACAUUUUCACCAUCAUUUGUCCAAAUAAUGCCUGGUGAAUUGAUUGUUGAACAUCUUGCUUUUGUGAGCAAAUGUACUGUAGAUCAAAUAAGAAAGUAAAAGCAGAGCUGAAUUUGAUGCUGUUUGAAAAACCACGUGCAGUUGUCUGUUGCAGUUCUACAAUCUCAGUAUUUUUGUUAUACGUUAUAACAUCCCUUGUCAAGAUGAAUGGAAGGCAAGAUUGUAACAUCACUGAUGUCUAUGGAUGCCCAUAAUAACUUCUCCCAGAGAUCAGGUUCAAUUGCUGAAAAACUUGAAUUUGUAAUAAUUUCAAAUUGAGAAUUUAGAAGAAUUGUCAUUCUGUACCUGUGAUAUUUCCCCAUGAUGCUUUGCUUCAGCCAUUCGGCCACCUGUUGGGUUUGUGGCUGAUUUGUUUUCAUUAGAAUUCUCAAAUUUUAAAAACACAAAUGAAAUUUGAAUACCCUUUAAUACACAUACUUCAAAAAGAGAA
Platichthys flesus (European flounder) is the source of this 3081-nucleotide messenger RNA. Its product is annotated as SUZ domain-containing protein 1-like. Lineage: Eukaryota; Metazoa; Chordata; Actinopteri; Pleuronectiformes; Pleuronectidae. The coding region runs from base 256 to 732 and encodes 158 amino acids. The transcript has 4 exons. The record is from RefSeq and is a predicted model, not a curated record.